AUGGAAGCUUGCCAUUUAGCCAGCUUAAUCACAGUGCAAAAAGCAUCAUCAAACGGCAACCAAUCCGUUUCUCUAUUGUUUAAAAUGGUUGGUUUUGUCUUAUCUGCUUUGGUAUCUAGUAGGUUCAAUAACUUUCAAAAGUUUUUAUCAAGAUUUUGGUUCUUUCUCCAAACCCAACUAAGGCUUGUCAACUCAGAGCUUUGGGACGAUGAUGAUGGAAAUCAAGAUUCUGAGACAUCAAAGCUAUCCCAGGAGUCUUGCUUUGACAACAAGAGAGACGAAAGGAAUAUCUGCAGAGAAGAUGUGGAGAUGGUGAUGGCGAACUUAGGACUUUUUUGCAGCAGAGAAAGUGAGGAACUUAAGGAGUGGAUGGAUUCCGAUGACCUUUCACAGCUGUUUGAUGAGAAGGAGCCAAGCUUGGAGGAAAUAAAGGAAACUUUCGAUGUUUUUGACCACAACGGUGAUGGUUUUAUUGUAGCGAGUGAGUUGCAGAAAGUUUUCCAACAAUUGGGAUUGAAGGAAGGACUUGAGUUGGAGAACUGCAGAAAGAUUAUCAGAACCUUUGAUAAAAAUGGAGAUGAAAGAUUAGAUUUUAAUGAAUUUGUAAAGUUUAUGGAGAACAGUUUUUGA
Messenger RNA from Dovyalis caffra, 630 nucleotides. The record is from the annotation of a GenBank genome assembly. Lineage: Eukaryota; Viridiplantae; Streptophyta; Magnoliopsida; Malpighiales; Salicaceae.